Aspergillus aculeatus ATCC 16872 is the source of this 2107-nucleotide messenger RNA. RefSeq names its product putative MFS monosaccharide transporter. Bases 117 to 1829 code for a protein of 570 amino acids. The record is from RefSeq and is a predicted model, not a curated record. Gene Ontology annotation, molecular function: carbohydrate:proton symporter activity. NCBI's taxonomy places the organism in Eukaryota, Fungi, Ascomycota, Eurotiomycetes, Eurotiales, Aspergillaceae. Gene Ontology annotation, biological process: transmembrane transport; carbohydrate transport. The transcript has 9 exons. Gene Ontology annotation, cellular component: membrane.
CCCAGCUUCUCCUCAUACCAUAUCCGGGGGUAUUUUGCAUCUGCGUGCUGUCUGUCUUGACUUUUUUUCUCAUCGCAAUAGACAGCCUUCACUUCACGACCACAUAACAAGACGCGAUGGCUGUUGGUGUGGGCGCUGAGGCUAUCUCAGGCAAGCGCGCCGAGCUCGCGGGCAACCGCGUAGGAUGGCGCGGCCUGCUCAGCAGCAAGAAGACCUUUUCGAUUGCAUUGUUUGCGUCGCUUGGUGGUUUCGUCUAUGGCUAUAACCAGGGCAUGUUCUCGGGCAUUCUUACGAUGAACUCGUUCAUUCUCGCGACCCAACACUAUGCAGAACAGACCGGUACUGCUCAAGGCAUGCUCACGUCGAUUUUGGAAUUGGGUGCCUGGGUCGGUACUCUGGCUAACGGAUAUCUCGCGGACUCGCUGGGCCGUCGGCUUACGGUUGUUGUGGCUGUGAUCGUGUUUUGUGCUGGUGUCAUUGUGCAGGCAUGCACCAAGGACCCAAGCUACGUGUUCGGUGGCCGUUUUGUGACCGGUCUGGGAGUGGGUAGUCUGAGUAUGAUUGUGCCACUGUACAACGCUGAACUGGCACCUCCCGAAAUCCGCGGCUCUCUUGUUGCUGUGCAGCAACUGUCGAUCACCUUCGGUAUCAUGGUCAGCUUCUGGAUCUGCUAUGGUACCAAUUACAUUGGUGGUACCGGCGAUGGCCAGUCUAAAGCGGCCUGGGAGGUGCCGGUCUGCAUCCAAGUCUUGCCAGCCAUUAUCUUAGCGUUCGGCAUGGUCUUCUUCAUGCCUCAAUCACCACGACACCUUAUGAAUACUGGCCGCGAAGAGGAGUGCCUGAGCACCUUGGCCCGCUUGCGCGAUGCCUCAACCGAUGACAUUCUCGUCCGCAUUGAGUACCUCGAAAUCAAGUCCUUGAAGAUGUUCGAGCAAGAGACUUCGAGGAGAAAGUACCCUCAGUACCAGGAUGAUUCGUUCAAGAGUCGCUUCAUGAUUGGUGUGAAGGAUUAUGCUUCGUUGGUCACGGACAAGUCACUCUUCAAGCGGACCACUGUUGCAUGUCUUGUGAUGACAUUCCAACAAUGGAACGGCAUCAAUGCGAUUAAUUACUUUGCGCCCCAGAUCUUCAAAGAACUCGAACUCGGCGGGAACACUACCAACCUCCUCGCAACUGGCGUUGCUGGUAUCUUCGAAUUUGUCUUCACCAUUCCUGCAGUGCUUUGGGUGGACAACAUCGGUCGCAAGAAGAUCCUAUUGGCUGGUGCUGCAGGCAUGGCGAUCUGCCACUUCAUCUGUGCCGGACUUAUCGCUACGUACCAAGGAGAGUUUGGGAGUCACCGGAGUGCGGGCUGGGCGACCGUGGCAUUUGUGUGGAUUUUCAUCAUCAACUUUGCCUAUUCAUGGGGUCCCUGUGCUUGGAUUGUGGUAUCAGAGGUCUUCCCGCUCAGCAUGCGUGCCAAGGGAGUCAGUCUCGGCGGUAGUAGCAACUGGCUCAACAACUUUGGCGUCGGCUUGGCAACCUCCCCUUUUAUUGCACGAUCCGCCUAUGGAACCUUUAUCUUCUUCGGCUGCCUGACGGUGAUCGGAUUUCUCUACGUCCUGUUCUUCGUCCCCGAGACCAAAGGCCGCACCCUCGAGGAGAUGGACGAAGUGUUCGGAUCGGAGGGCAUGGCGGCCGAAGACGAGGCCCUCCGCCAGCAGAUCGACCGCGACAUUGGUCUGACAGCCUUGCUCCAUGGUGAGAUGGAUGCAUCCGCCGAGAAGAUGACCACCAAGACGGUGCAUCUGGACGACGCUCCCGUGCCACCACACACUACCGAAGCGUAAGCCGGCAGUUGCAUGGUGCCGGUGCAGUCCGGUACACGGGAUGGCGUCGGUAGACGCAGCCCAUGCAAUCUAUUAUCCUUCCUUUUGCCGGAGAGGGCUUGCUGAUCCCGUGAGGCGGCUGCAUUGGGGCAGAAGACGAGCGGUCCAGGCUGACUGGGUCGUGCAGGGUCUCUCGGGAGGCUAAAUCGAGGGAUGUAUUUAGCCGGAAUUGAGGGCCGGGGUCAUAGUACAUACCUUAGUCAUAAAUUAAUGCACACCCGAGAGUUAAUAACUUAUUC